UGCGGCGGCCCUGGAACCUGGAUAUCGCGCGAGGCAAGCCGCGCGCGGGCGGGCGGGCGCGCUAUGGCGCAGGCGGGUUGCGGGGCUGGCGCUGGUGGCGGCGCCCGGUGCAUGGCGGUCUGUCGGCGGAGUCGCCCUCAGGGGCUGUCAGUCUCACUAAGUUUGCCCAGUCUGACCUUGAACUUAUAACUCUGCCUCAGCCUCCUGAGUACCUGGGAUUCUAGUAUCGAACAGAAGAGUUGUGCUGCUCUAGAAGUCCCCUGCGCUCUUCUUGUUCUUCCUUCCCUCGUUGACCCAGGAUUGCUGACAGCUGUCCACAAGCCUGUGGUGACCCCAGGCUGAACUGCAGAAACAAUUCAGACUGACCUUCAUCCUGUCUGUGCUGCUCCACUUCUUGUGCAAAGCUUACCCUUAGGACAGCCCUUCCAAAAUGCCUCAUUCUGGACUUUGCAUUAACUAAAGAUUUGUGACCCACAAGGAACUCUCUGACCUCAGCUGUGGCUCUCGGUGCUGGCCAGAAGCCAACUUCAUGUCUGAACACACGAGCAGCCGUUUGCCAUGGAGAGCUUGGGGCUGCAGACGGUGACCCUUAGCGACGGGACGACAGCCUACAUCCAGCAAGCUGUUAAAGGAGAGAAGCUGCUCGAAGGGCAAGUGAUCCAGCUCGAGGACGGGACCACUGCAUACAUUCACCAAGUGACAGUACAGAAAGAAGCUCUCUCCUUUGAGGAUGGGCAGCCAGUGCAGCUGGAAGACGGCAGUGUGGCCUACAUACACCGCACACCCAAAGAGGGCCACGACCCCAGCACACUGGAGGCCAUCCAGCUGGAGGACGGCUCCACCGCCUACAUCCACCAUGCUGGGGCUGUACCACCGGACGGCACCAUCCUGGCCGUGCAGACAGAGGUGGGCUUGGAGGACCUGGCCGUGGAGGACGAGGAGGGUUUCGGUACAGACACAGUGGUAGCCUUGGAGCAGUGUGCCAGCAAGGUUCUGCACAACAGCCAGGCUUCCCAUAAUGGCAAAGGGCAGCAGGUUGGAGAUAGAGCUUUUCGCUGUGGCUACAAGGGCUGUGGGCGCCUCUAUACCACUGCGCAUCACUUAAAGGUGCAUGAGCGAGCUCACACAGGUGACCGCCCAUACCAGUGUGACUUCCCCAGCUGCGGAAAGGCCUUUGCCACAGGCUACGGGCUGAAGAGCCACGUUCGCACACAUACGGGUGAAAAGCCAUACAAGUGCCCGGAGGAGCUGUGCAGCAAGGCCUUCAAGACCUCAGGAGACCUGCAGAAGCACGUGCGGACCCACACUGGUGAACGCCCGUUCCGGUGCCCUUUCGAGGGCUGUGGCCGCUCCUUCACCACGUCUAACAUCCGCAAGCCUUCCGUGUCUUCUCUUAGCCCUGCGCCCCCUGCCCCAUCCCACUGCACUUCACACUUCAGUCUCUGUCCCGGUCUCCUCGCUCUUCCGCCUGCCGCUCUGGCCUUCCCCCUCCAGCCUUACAAGCCCCUCACGCACUCACAGCCCUCCUCUCGCCCCAGCCUUGGUCACCCCUAUUCUCUCUCCAACCUCAUCUGCGGGUUCGGACCCCAUGCCCAUGUCCUCCCUCUCCCCCAGUGCACAUCUCCCAGUUCUGUCCAUGCGGAGCCUCGAGUCUCAGCUCUUCUCCUCCCUCUGACUUGCCCUUCACCAACCCUGCCCCUCACCACUGUCCCCUUAGUUUCCCCCUUGCCAGCCCCAGUCCUGCCCCCUCACAGCCCAGUGUCCCCAGGGGAGAAGCCAUACGUUUGCACGGUGCCAGGCUGCGGGAAGCGCUUCACUGAGUACUCAAGCCUGUACAAGCACCACGUGGUGCACACGCACUGCAAGCCCUACACCUGCAGCAGCUGCGGCAAGACCUACCGGCAGACCUCCACCCUGGCCAUGCACAAGCGCAGUGCCCACGGCGAGCUGGAGGCCACUGAGGAGAGUGAGCAGGCCCUCUACGAACAGCAGCAGCUGGAGGCCACCUCUGCAGCUGAGGAGAGCCCAUCCCCCAAGGGAGCCCACAUCACUUACCUUUCCAAGGUGAAGGAAGAAGGUGAUGACGUCUCGGCCCAAGUGGCCAUGGUGACCGAGGAGGAUGGAGCCCCCCAGGUGGCUCUGAUCACUCAGGAUGGUGCCCAACAGGUCAGCCUGUCCCCAGAAGACCUGCAGGCCCUGGGGAGUGCCAUCAGCGUGGUGACCCAGCAUGGCAGCAGCACCCUCACCAUCCCCAGUCAUGACGACGACCUGGCCACGUCCAGCACACAUACUGUCGCCAUGGUCAGCGCUGAUGGCACACAGACGCAGCCCGUCGCAAUCAUUACCUCUGGGGCUGUGGUGGCUGAAGACGCGAGUGUAGCAUCCCUGCACCAUCAACAGGUGGCGCUGUUGGCCACAGCCAAUGGAACGCAUAUUGCGGUACAGCUGGAGGAGCAGCAGACCUUGGAGGAGGCCAUCAGUGUGGCCACCGCUGCCAUGCAGCAAGGGACUGUGACCCUGGAGACGUCAGUGACAGAGAGUGGCUGCUGAGCCAAGAGGGGCAGGCGCACGCACACACCGUGCUGGAGAGUGUGCCACCCUGUGCAGGCAGCCCUGCGGAUGACACACGGAAGGUGGUCGCACCGGUCUCUGGGAGAAAAGGGCCUAACUGAGCAGCACAGAGGCCCCGCCAGAGAAGGCCCCCCGAGCAGCAGGCAGCCGGAGCUGGGGAGCAAGCAAGCCCGGUACCAGGCUGCUCUGGGAGGACACACCCUUGCCGUCUUCAGUCCACUCCUCAGGUGGAAAGUGGGCUGUGGUGGGGACCCGCCUUUGCCCAAACUGAUCUCAGCCCAUGGAGGCGCAGGCAGGCAACUCUGCAGCCCCUCGGGGCAGAGCGGCCCAGCCCUGCCCCUCCCAGCAAUAAACCACCUCCCCGGAGGCCAGCCGAGGUGCUUGGUCCCUUGGUACUGGGAUUCCUGCCACCACAGUCAGAAUUAAUUGCUCAGGGGCCUGUGGCUGGAGUACAGGUGCCCAGCUCCCACCCCACCCUCCAGUGGUCCCCCAAUCUUUAUGGAAGAGAGGCAGGGAAUAGCCCUGUACAUAGACUGCUGGGAUUGGGUUUCAUUUAUUUUGUGGGGUUUUUUAAAAUUCCACUUUGACAAUUAUUUUUCUGUCCUGCUCUGGGUGGUGGUGGCAAAUGGAUGAAUGAGUAUUUAAUAAAAGUUCCAAGUUUCCA
Cavia porcellus (domestic guinea pig) is the source of this 3235-nucleotide messenger RNA. It is a transcript of the gene Znf76, whose product is annotated as zinc finger protein 76. The transcript is spliced from 17 exons. The record is from RefSeq and is a predicted model, not a curated record. NCBI's taxonomy places the organism in Eukaryota, Metazoa, Chordata, Mammalia, Rodentia, Caviidae. Gene Ontology annotation, biological process: regulation of transcription by RNA polymerase II. Gene Ontology annotation, molecular function: RNA polymerase II cis-regulatory region sequence-specific DNA binding; DNA-binding transcription factor activity, RNA polymerase II-specific. Gene Ontology annotation, cellular component: nucleus. Bases 559 to 2550 code for a protein of 663 amino acids.